This is a messenger RNA of Bacillus rossius redtenbacheri, 3502 nucleotides long. RefSeq names its product WD repeat-containing protein 13-like. Gene Ontology annotation, cellular component: nucleus. The record is from RefSeq and is a predicted model, not a curated record. Lineage: Eukaryota; Metazoa; Arthropoda; Insecta; Phasmatodea; Bacillidae. The coding region runs from base 258 to 1667 and encodes 469 amino acids. Gene Ontology annotation, molecular function: promoter-specific chromatin binding; protein binding. The transcript has 10 exons.
AUCUAUCGAAUUUGAUCCAUGAUGGCAUGAUUUAUUCAUACGAUUCAUACACCUGUGAUUGGGCUACUGUACUGUCAAUAAAAGCAAAUAUAUCACUAAAUAUAUCUCGUUUCAAAAUUUUCAGGAGAUGAUGUAUGAUUUUUAAACAUAAUAAUAUGUUGCUCGAAUUUUGUUCGUGUGACGGUGUUUGCCCAACGUGUGUACGUUUAGUUUGCCAAAUGUUAAAGAAGAAAUAAUACAAGUCAAACGAAUUACUGAUGGCAGCUGCUGUUUGGCAGCAGCAAGUGUUUGCAUUGGAUGCUAGGUUCAACGCUCAUCGUGCACCUAACCAUCCCAAUUUUAGAACUCUGUAUAUAAGAAGAAGAAAUCAACUGUUAAGAGAUCAUAGUAAGGGUGAGGACUCGGCGGCCAGGAGGCAGUACCUGAGGAUCCGCGGCCAGCUGCUGCAGCAGCGGUAUGGGGUGAUGUGCGACCCGGGCCGCAGUCGCAGCGUCAGCGCCCGGAGCAGUUCCAGGAUAAGCGAGUCUCCAGAGAGCGCCUGCGUUCCCUCAGAAUACAGCAUCACCCCGAACGAUCAGCGACAGGUUGUGCCGACAAAACAAGCAGAAGCCUCGAGGGCAAUGGUCGGAGGCACGACCAUAGCGGAGAACUACGCGUUCGUUGGCGUCCACCACAUAUUUGACCAGCACACUGCAGCUGUCACAAUGGUCAAAUUCGCCAACAAUGACAGGUCUCGUCUCUGCUGCGCCUCCUUCGAUGGCUCCGUCUCAAUCUGCAACGUCACAGCAAGCCCUCCUUGCGUUGAAGUGGUGUUCCGAGGACACGAGAGGGGCGUUACAGCUUGUGAUUGGUCCAUUUCCAACGACCUGGUGGUGAGCUGUUCCCUCGACGGCACUAUCCGCCUGUGGCAUGUGGCCAGCGAGAAGUGCCUCAGGGUUGUGAACGACCAGGUCGUGGGGGCUGCCAUACUUUCCUGUGUGUUCCAGCCAGCAAAUAACAACAUGGUCAUUGCUGGCAACUCGUACGGGAUGGUGGAAGUCCUGAACGUGUCUGCGGGAAUAUACCCCCGCGGAGGCACGAGCAAGCUGGGGGGCAAGAUCCUGUCCCUCGCGUGCGACUCGAGCGGGCGCUUGGUGUGGGCGGGAAACGACAGGGGAACCAUUGUGUCGUUCCUGUUCGAUGCCGAGACGGGCCGCCUGAGCAAGUGUCGACGCUUGGUGGUCGCAGAGAACUGCCCGGUCACGUGCAUCUCGUGGCGGGCGUGGAUUAGCCGUGAAGCAAGGGAUCCGACCGUGCUCAUCAACUGUGCUGCCAAUGUCGUGUGCUUGCUAAGGGUAGUUGACAAGGAAGGCAGUCUCCAGUUGAAACGGAAGUUCACAAUUCGUCACAAAAGUUACCUUGUGCGUUCCACAUUCUGUCCGAUUAUGUCCUUCAGGCAAGGAGCGUGUGUGGUGACGGGCAGCGAGGACUCGUGCGUGUACUUCUUGGACAUCGAGAGGGAAGGCAAGCCGUGUGUGAACAAGCUGCAAGGCCACGCCUGCCCCACGCUGGGCGUGAGCUUCAACUAUGACGAGUCCCUGCUCGCGACCAGCGACUACCAGGGCCUCGUGAUCCUCUGGAAGAGGGAGCGGCGGGCGGGCGGCGCGACGGGCCAGGCGUGCUCCUGAGAGGGAACGCGAGGAGCUCAGCGUGCAGGCGUGCUCUGUCUCGUAGCUCUCAGGAAUGCACGGUUCCCGGCAUUCGGGACGGGGUCAGCUUUCCCGGUAGUAAGGAUUGGAGAAUUCAAUCUGCAACCUCGUUUGAGGCUUAGACCAGUUGGUCUUGGGCGUGGAAGUAGCGUAACCUUGCUUCUUAGUCACAUGCAGGAGCAUAACGCAGAACACUUCAUUUUUUUAGGGGGAGGGGGGGGGGGGGUAGAACCACUUUCCUGCUGUUUGCUUUCAAAAUCUUACCUUUUUUUUUUGUGGGAAUGAGAUACAUCUCCCUCAUCACCCCUUUCUUGUGUACACCCUUGCCCACUUAAAAUUCAAAAAAUAAUAAUUUUAGAUGGAAUUUCUAUGAGGAAAUUUGGUGAGUUUAGAGAAGCUAUAUAGUACAAAAUUCUAAACUGCUUUUGUUUUGCUCACUCCUGGGUAAGGAUUCAGGACUUGACAGCAGCAAAGUACAGGCAGGAAGGAUGGAGAGUGCCCUAGCGGAAAGAUGAAGGAAGGGUUGUGUCAGGAACUCAUCGACCAGCAGUUUCAUAAUUUUGGAUUCUGCAGCUUGAAAAAAUGGACCAUGUCACGAAGUGAUGCUUGACUUACAGAACACCAACACAUUGAGGAUUUAAGUAUGAACAUUAUAGAGUUUAAAAAACCCUGCCCAAGCUAGUAUUUUCAUUUAAAAAAUAAAUAGCUCUUUCAAUCAUUCUCUUACAUGCAACAGCAUCGUAACUACUGAGUGUGAUGGCUCCUUGGAACAGUGACAUAAUAUGACGUUCAUAGAAGAUGAGUGAGUAGCAGUUUUAUGCUCUUCAAACUUGCAUAAAUAUAGCUUCCUAUACCCUGGAAAAUACUGUAGCAAACUAUUGAAGGAGGCUUUAUUGGGGUGACAAAUGACCUAGGUAAAUUUGUUAUGCAUAAUAAUAACAACAUUCCUUAAUUUUUGUGAAUAGUACCAGGACUUAAUUUUUAUUAUCAAGUUUACAAAAAAGAUGAGUACCUAUUUUGAUGAGCUGUCACUUGUUCGAAGGAAGAGUAAGAAUCUCUCCCAAAAUUAGCUGUUUUUUGAUGCCAUUAUUUUUUAAAUGCAUGUGUCAAGAAUACUGGAUUCUGGUUGUUGAAAAUAAACAUAUUGCAUACAUGUAUGGACACAAACACACACAAUCAUGCACAUACACACAAACAUUUGCCCACACACUUACUCUUUAUAUAUAUAUUUAUAUACUAUAUACAGUACUCGUAUACACACUUUUUUGUAUCUUGUUGAUGACCUGACACUAUUUAGUUUGGUUUGUUUGAAGGAAUUAUUUUUUGAAUGCUUUUUUUAUACAUAAGGAUAUGUGUUAACUAAAUUAUAUUACACUAAAGAAAUAGUAAAUAUUUCUUGUAAAAUUGUAAGUAAAUAAUAAAUAUGUAAUAAAUGAACAUCUGUAUACCUAUGUAUUACAAUUUCCUAGUUCAUGAAGUAAAACGUUACAUCAAUUGGCUGUGUUGUAUAUUGUAUAGCAAAUAAAUGAGAUACUCUACACAUUAAAGAAAUCACUCUUGUCCAGACUUUAAUCUAUUUAUGUACCUAUUCAAAAAUGAUAAUUCCUUUUUUUUUUUAUUGUUAUGGCUUGUUAUGCAGGAAAUAUGUUUUUAUAAUAUGUAUGUUUGUGUUGUGUAGUAGAUGAAUUUGUUUAUAUUUUAUCAAUGAACACCAUAUUUCACAAACAUGUUACUAAAUUUAUAAUCACUGUUUGUAAGUUAUAACUUGUAUUAUAUUUGUAACUUGAUUAUUGCAAUAAAGAUUUAAUACUUAA